Caenorhabditis auriculariae is the source of this 7654-nucleotide messenger RNA. Lineage: Eukaryota; Metazoa; Nematoda; Chromadorea; Rhabditida; Rhabditidae. The record is from the annotation of a GenBank genome assembly.
AUGUGGCGUCAUGGAGUGAGCAUUGACGCUUUUGCGGCGGGAGGCGUCUUUUUAGUCGGCGGUUUACACAUUUGCAUAGUUAUCGAUCGAUUGCUUCCGUUGGAUCGCGGAAUGUCCGCCCUGUUCUCGCGUUUGCACCUUUUUUUUUACAAUGUAAACUUUAAAUGUCACGUUCUUAUCCUACAAAUGGUCAGCAAAAAUAUAUUGUAGUUCAUUUUUCGAUUGAGGCUGUUUUUCCUGCUUAAAAAUUUUCAGUUUUCUUUUUGUAUUUUUUCUUCUCAUUUAAUGUCGAAUAUUUCUUUUUCUAAAAUAGUUUUCAAUUUAAACCCUUUUAUUUUGAAAAAGUUAGAAAAACCUUCAAACCUUUUAUUAACAAAAAAAUACGACAAGUUUUCAGAAGUUAGUAACACAAUUCUCUGUCAAUAACUUUUCUUUUAUUAUCCUUGUUUCUCUUUAUAUCUUUCAUAUUCCUAAUGAAAAACUUAUAAUGGGAUUAAGCUGUAUAUUUGCAUAUUACAGCCAGUCAUGUCAAUAAUAAAUGGACAAAAACGAGAACAGUCCAUAAGCGUUGGUCUGAGCUCGACUAACGGGAGACCUGAACCGACGCCUUCCACUAUCGCAAACUCAGGCAGGGAAAAUAAGCGUUGUGAAAUAUACAGGUAAUUUUUCUUAGAUUUUCUCGUGUUUUAUCUACGUACUUGAGAUACGUUUCUGCUAAGCCUUUGUAUGCGGCUGCGUGGUCUCAAAAAACCGAUUCAAAGUUUCGCCUGGCCGUGGGAACUUUGGUCGAAAGAGAACAGGGGAAUAAGGUUGAAUUUUCCUAAGUUUCUUUUUAUAAUUAGACGAAUUAAGGUGUCUGUUAUCCAACUGAAUGAUGAAACCGGCGAGCUGGUUGAAAUCGCUUGUUUUGGCCAUGAGUUCCCGGCCAACGCCGUUGGAUUUAUUCCGGAUCCGGUUGGUUUCCAUUUAACUUUUUUUUAAAUUUUUUUUUCUAUUUAAGUCGUAGUUUUUAUUGAUUUUCAUGUGUUUAUUUAAAAUUUCAAGUAAGUAUUUGAAAUUCCGUGCAAUUAAAGUUAAAGAAAAUAAUCCUUUUGGUUAAAUUUGUUUUUUUUCUCUCGUUUUGUGAUAAAGAAAAUAAUUGUUGUAGUAGACUCGAACCUUUUUUUUCGAACGUUUUAGCAGAGAAUGUUGAUUUUUUCUUUUUUAGGAAAAUCGCUAUCCAGACCUGAUCGCCACAACAGGAGAUUGUCUGAGAAUAUGGAAAAUCAACGGCAACACGAUAGAUUCUGACGUCGCCCUGCUUGCAGUAAGUAAUUUUAAUUUCCUAUGGAGUUGAGAAAAAAGUCUUUGAAGAACAAAGCGACCCAAUACUGCGCGCCUCUGACGAAUUUCGACUGGAACGAGGCAGAUCCCCGGCUGAUCGGAACUUCGAGCAUCGACACCACUUGCACUAUUUACGAUGUCGAGGUUUCCUCAUUCGGCUUAAAUUCUUAAUUUUCUUUUUCGUUUAUUUCAGACCGGAACAAAUGUCGGAACAACAUCCUUCAACGUGAAAACUCAAUUGAUUGCUCACGAUAAGCCUGUUCACGACAUCGCCUUUUCCAAAAUCAACAGUGGAAAGGACCAUUUCGCGACAGUUGGUCAGUUUUUUCUGGUUAAAAUUUCAUUUCUUCUUUUCUUCAUUAUUGUUGCUGAACGUAUAAUUUCUAUUGUUUUUUUUUUGAUUUUUUGCUCAAAUAGUUGAUUUUUCCGCGCAGUUCAUUGUUUUGCACUUUUAACAAGCAUUUUUCAGUGUAGAAUAGAGAAAGAAACGACUUCUGGUUUUUUUUAAUCAAGAAUUUUUGCGUUUUCGGAUCGGAAACGCCACUGAUUAUGUUUUUUCAGUUUUGCACCUGACGUUUUUCAUCAAUUUUAAAAUCAAAAAGACCUAAGCCUCACAAAUGUUGAAAAGAAAUAAUGUUGCUUUUUGUGGUAUUUUGAACGUUCUAUCUUAAAAAAAGCUUCUAUUUAUAGUUUGACUUUAUAAGAAAAAAACCGGAGAGUUUAGCAAUUGCGAUCAAAUUCAUUUUAUGGAAUCUAGUACAACAAUGAAUUCAUGCUAUAAAACCACGACCAUAUAUCUUAUAGAUUUUUUUUUAUUUGGAAGAUAUUUUUUGAUUUUGUCUAUGAAAAAGAUGUUCGAAACUCGAUAGUUUGAAGGUGCUGACGGAAGCGCUCGAAUGUUCGAUUUGCGGCAUCUGGAGCACUCGACAAUUGUCUACGAAGAUCCGCAGAAAACGCCGUUGAUGCGGUUGGCCUGGAACAAACAGGAGCCCUGCUACAUGGCCACUUUCUCUCAAGAUUCUAAUGAAGUCGGUUUUUGAUCCUUUUUCUCAUUUUUUUAAAACUUUAACUGUGAUCAGAUUGCUUGUUUAUUCAUAUGUCUCUUCAGAGAAAAAAUAAGACUUUGAUUCGGAUAAAUUCUUUCGAAAAAUUUUUUUUUUUGAACUGAUUAAUCUUUAAAAAUUUGUCUUUGAUGGUCUUUCAUUGUCUUUCAUUCUCCAGGUGGCGAUUCUGGACAUUCGAAUGCCUUGCAAUCCGAUUUCGAAGCUCAAGAAUCACACGGCGGCCGUGAAUGGAAUCGCCUGGGCGCCACACAGUCCCCAUCACAUUUGCACUGCGAGUAUGUUCCAUUUUAUUUUCAUUUUGUUUUCUUGGCAUCAUUUAGAAAAGAUCCUUAAAAUUAUUGAAAGUGUGUCUAUGAAGAAAAUUUAACUUCUUCUUUUUUUAUACCGAAUUUUUUUUUUGAUAUUUCAUCUCCUUUUCAAACUCUUGAGCUUGAGCCGUUUAGGAUCAAGUUUCUUCAAGUAUUUUGUGAAAUUUCUAUGAGAAAAAGUCGUUAAUCUUGAAAAAAUAGAGGCACUAAAAAGAUGAAGAGGAGGCAGAAAAGAUAAGAAAGAAGUGUGCUUCAUCGGUUAAGAUAUUUUGAACGAGGUAUUAAAAAAGUAAAACCUUUUUCUGAGAAGCUCCUCUCGAAAAAAAAGUAGAUAUUGGUUUGAAAUGGACUAAUGCUUUCCAGGUGACGACAAACAAGCUCUUAUCUGGGACGUCACUCAUAUUCCCCGUCCUGUCGAUGAUCCGAUUUUGGCCUACACGGCAGAAGGAGAAGUUUGUUUUUUUCUUUAUAUUUAUUUUUCUGGAUGUUUUGACUUUUCUUUCUUUUCUAGGUAAACCAAGUCCACUGGGGUCCGGUGCACAGCAACUGGAUCUGUAUUUGUUUCGAGAAAUGCAUGGAGAUUCUCAGAGUUUAGUUCUCAUUAUUUUUUUGGUUUCUAGGCAUUAUAACUUUAUAGUAUUCCACUUAUGGGCGAAAUUUUUUACCUUUUCUCCGGAAAAUUUGAGCCUUCGUGAAGCUUUUUUAAUGGAAGUUUCUAGACUAGUUCUGAAUAAAAUCUGAAUUUUUCACCGGAGAUGAAAUGAAAAUGAAAAACUAGAAGUUUCAUUUAUAGGUUCUAGGUGGGCAAAAUCAUUUUUCUGUAGUUGCCCAUGAAUGGUCUUUUUCGCAUUCCAUUGAUACGAAUCAGAAAUUUUACCGAUAAUAUUUUAUUUUUCCUUGUUAUAUUUCUACUUUUGAUCUCUGUUAACGAGUUCUUUUGCAUCCCUGAUUGUCCUAUCCAUCUCUUCAUCUUUGUGAUAUAUACUUAUUUUUUUUCUUUCUCGUGUAUUUUGAAUAAUUUAUUUUCUUGUUGAUAUUUUGUGACUGUAUCAUAUGAAGGGUAUAUGAAAGGUCUUUUUUUCAUAUACCCACUUCUUGUUUAAUAAUAAUAAUAUUUUGAGGUUCUGGUUGACAAAUAAAAUAUUUUCGCCUUUAAUUCACCAUUUCAUUGUUUUCAACGGAUCUCCAUAUCAAUGUCUGCUUUUUUCGUGUUUUUCUUUUUCUUUUAAGUUCUUUUUUUCAGCUUUCCACGGGUUAAUUUUUGUUGGCGCUUCGCUGCCGUUUUUUUUUAGGCUGGGUAUGUUUUUUUUUUAACUUUUGAACUGUAAAGACUUUUUCAGUUAUUUCGAACGAGUGAGACUGUCGACCGAGGUCCGAUUUCCGCCUGGCGGCCAACCUCAUGCCGUUGUGCCGCCGCUGACCGCUGCCAUUCUCGUUUGUUUCUUUUCAUUUUUGAUAUCUUCGAAUCAAAUAUCUCAAAAGUUUAUGUUUUCGGGAACUGCAAGCUCUUUCUUUGUCUUCAUAUAGACGUAUUUAGGUUUCCAGGUCGAAUUUCAAUUUAAAGAUUGUGAAUGAAGUUCAAGUCUUGAUAAAUAUAUGAAAUCGCGAUCAAAAACUGUAUUUGUUCUUAUUUUUCUAAAAAGUUUUUUCAAAUUUUCGCGAUUUUGCAGGAUUUAAAUUGAAAGCUGGGGUUGAAGACGUUUCUGACAUUCAUCUUUUCCAAAAAUCUAUUUCGCAGCAUUUUAUUCAACAGAUUUAUCCCGCUUUCUUUUAAUUAUUUGAACUAUUUGCAUUUAUUGGUCUGAUUGCAGACUCCGCGGAUGAUGGAGCUGUCAAGUGGACAAAACCUUCAGAACAACUCGCAGUCGGGUCAGACGCAAGGAGCGUUUUCCGAUGGUUCCCGGUUAUGGUCGGUCGCAGAAAAGACAACUGGAGUGGAAACAGUUCUUUCCAGGUGGAGCGAUGAUUUUCCCGAAUUCGCAGGCCUCGCAGAUGCCGCCACAGUUCCAUAUGCCGCAGCCGAUGGAAGGACCCUCGACUUCGGCCUUGUCGCAAAUGUCCACGCAGCCCGUUCCCGCCGAUAGCUACGAGGUUUGAUUUUGGGGCAAAUUUAUAAUUUCAGAAAAGUUUGAUACUAAAAUUUGGUUUAAAUUGUGUUUUCAAGCUUUCUAAUAAUACAUAUGUAGACAUUUUUAAAUUUCUUUUCUUUUCUUUUAAGCUUCUAAGGUUCAGAAUGACUUUAUUGUUAACAUUAAUUCUCUGACAUCUUAUUUUCUAUUCUUUAUCCAUCGAAACUUUCCUAAGACCCUCUCUUCCUGGAUUAAUUGAACUUUGUACGUGACCGCGUAUGUUUCCUAUUGAUUCGGAGUUUUUCUAAUUCCGCAAAGAGGAGAAGAACUUUUUUUUUUUAGAUGUUUUACACUUUCGAGGAAAAAGGUUAAAAUAGAAAUUCACCCAAUGACAGUCCUUUUUCCAUCAGAAAUCGGAUUCCAGAACAUGGAAGCGUGCUCGGCCGGCCCGUCCGAGGUGAACAUGGGAACAGCCACCCGCGAGGAGGACAAGCGAAAAGUUCGUUCUCUUUCUUUGAAAAUAUCUGACCGUUUCAAGAAAAAAUCGGACUUUUUCCAGGAUAUCUAUGGGUACAACGCGCCCUACACGUUGUAUUCAACAGGUUGGAGUGCGGCGACGGAUCCUCAACGAAAGUUUCGACUGGCCGUGUCGAGUUUCAUCGAAGAAUACUCAAACAAGGUAGAAUAGGGAACUUUUUUUUCAAUUUUUCAAACUGCGGCCUUUUUUCACGGCUUCUAAAAAUCAAGAAAAUGUUACUCCGGUCUAAGAACAACGUGAUUAACAGGAGCAGAACAUAUUAAAAGAUUAGGCGAUUAAUAAAGAAAGAUUAAUAGAACUUUUUUUGAGAAUAAAUAUUUUCAUAAAGAAACUUACAAAAAUAAUACAUUGUCAAUCAUUAAAUCCCAAGAAGGAAAUUCUAACUGCGAGUUUUUAUUACAUUCGUAUCUUAGAUUACAAAUUUUUCUGCUUUGAAAAUUUUUUCCAACCGAUUCCAUUUCACAGAAAAACAAAACCGUAUUCCCUUGAUGAUUGAUUUUUUUUUAUAAUUGUUGUUUAACUGUUCAUUUGGCAUGGUAGCAGUGAAUUAAAGCCAAAUAUAAGCGAAUGACCUGAUUCUCGCUUCAGGUGUCAGUUGUGCAGCUGGACGAAGAAGCCGGCGAACUCGUGCUCCGAAGCACAUUUGACCAUCCUUAUCCGGCGACGAAGAUCAUGUGGAUUCCCGACUCCAAGGGAACCUAUCCAGACCUCCUAGCAACCAGUGGAGACUAUUUGCGUCUUUGGAGGGUUCGGUCUUCAUUCAUCUCCGUCUUCAAAUAGCCGGCUGUGGAUUAUAUUGAGAGGAAGUUUUGCAGAUAGGGGUUGACAAUAACGCGAAAAUCGAGUCUCUGCUCAACACCAACAGAACCGCCGAGUACUGCGCGCCGCUGACGUCAUUCGACUGGAAUGAACUUGACUUGAAUCUGAUCGGCACGAGCAGCAUCGACACCACUUGCACUGUCUGGCAGCUCGAGGUACUUCGUUUUGACAAUUUUGAAAAGCUUUUUCAAGCGGAUGUUCAAAAAAAACCUCUUAGUUUUAUGUAAUGGAGUUUCAGAAAUGGUAUUUUUUUAACUCGAGAAAAGUACUCUGAGUUUUAGAUAAUCACUAUCCUUUGAAUUAAAAAAAAUUUCGUUUUCAUAAUCUUUUGUUAGAGUAAUUUCUCAUCUCCCUAUUUUUGACUGAAAUUGAAAUGAAAUUAAUGUUUUUUGUUCAUGAGACUUUUCUUCAUGAAAAAUAUAAAAUUAUCCAAAACUACAGAAGGACGGCGAUUCUAGUUACCCUUAUUGGCUUCUUUUUCUUCAAAAUGACUCAAAUUGCAGACGGGUCAAUCUAUUGGAUCGACACGGUCGAUGGUGGACGGAAAUGUGAGGACGCAGUUGAUCGCCCACGACAAGGAAGUAUUCGACAUUUCCUUCUCUCGCGGCAACAGCCAGGUCUUCGCCAGUGUCGGUCAGUUAAUCAGCUCACAAAGCAACUGAAACAGUGAAAAUGAAAUGGCAAUUCACGACAACUUUUCUGUGCUGAAAACCUCUGAAACAUGAGAUCUUAGGUGCGGAUGGAAGUUUACGAUUGUUCGAUCUCCGGAGGCUGGAACAUUCGACGAUUAUGUACGAAGACGCCUCACGGACGCCCUCUUCUACGGCUCGCGUGGAAUCGCGUCGAUCACAAUUAUAUUUCCACCUUUGCUAUGGACAGUAACGAGGUUCGUUUCCAUAUGAAACUAGCUCGGAAAAAAAAAUAAAAAAAACUUAUGGUGAAGUAACAUGACUUGUUUUUUAAGUUUUUGAGAUAUUCAAAGAAAGAUUCAAAGAUUGAAACUUCCACAACCUUCACCUAAUCAGAGUGUGUUACGGGUUUUAAACAUUUCUGGGUUUUUUUAAAUAAAAAUGACUAUUAGGAAACUUUUUAGAAUUGAUUUUUUUUUAGUGAUCUAACUUGGUAAAUCAAAGAAAUACUUUAAUUUGCAGGUAAUAAUCUUGGAUUUGCGGCUUCCUUGCACUCCCGUGGCGAGGCUGAAGAAUCACACGGCGCCAGUCAACGGCAUCUCUUGGGCUCCUCAUUCGAGCAGUCAUAUUUGCUCUGGAGGUUGGAGGAACUCACUUCUCCGUGAUUUUAAAUGAAAGUCCUGCAGGCGACGACUUCCAAGCUCUCAUUUGGGAUGUUCACGAAAUGCCCAAACCCAUCGACGAUCCCAUUCUGGCCUACGAAGCCAACGGCGAGGUUUCCCACCAACUUUCUUCGUACCAACUCAAUGGGACAUUUCAGGUGAACCAGAUCCACUGGUCGAACUCGUUUCCCGACUGGAUUUCUAUUUGUUACGGCAACAAGUUAGAGAUUUUGCGUGUAUAA